CCCAAUGACCAUCAACUGACUGAAGGUUUCCGUUUCAAUUCGUCUUUGAAUUCAUAUGAUUCAGUGGUCUAAAACUAUUCUUAAACACGCAAAAAUAUGAGGACUGACAGGCUUCAUUUCUGGUUACUGUUUUAUUACUUGCUAAACGAUUUUGAUCUGUUUUUGUUGGGACCUUAUCGUAGCAUUUAUUCGGUUGAAGCCGAUGGAGCCGGGAUGAUGGACAAUUCUUCACGUUCACAGAGAAAGCCUGACGAUACUCAAAGGCAAAAAUUGUUAACAGCGCUUCAAUAUGUGGAGAAGAUUCAGAGGCAAAUGUCGAAGAGUUUGAAUUGUACGCCUAAUCAAUCUGUUAUCCUCGAUAUCGCUUUUCAGCAUGCUCGAUGGAAGAGCGAAGCCCUGCUUGCCGUAAAAGUAGCAAAUCUCUUGACUUCAUUAUGGCGAGUAAGAAACGCGAAUGACUCCUCCAUGGCGGAGAAUGACACUUUUCUUUAUAAUCUCGUUCGAUCGAACGUUCUUUUUUCGCCUUCCGUUUUCGGCUCCGUCAUUUGCUUUGAAAAAAACCAGUACAGGGACUACGUGAUGUUUUGCCCGUAUGCGUUCAGGGACAAAAAUUAUGGUGGUGCUGUCCAUGUUAAAGACAUUUCCGUCGGUCAUAAUUAUUUAACAAGUCCAGAAACCAUUUGGUGGCGGGAGCCACGAGAAAUAAAUUUAAGGCGAUCAUCGAAGCUCCGCAAGGAUACUGAUAUAUACACUGUUCGACAUAACCAAACUACCGCAGAGUCUCGCCGUAACGUUUCGGUACCAGUCGUAGAAUACGAUGCUGAUGGUUUCUGGACUCGUCCCUACUUCGAUUGUUUUGGCGGAGAAAUCUGGAUGAUCACAUUUUUAGCGCCGUUUUUUAACGAGUCAAAUCAAUUUCUGUGAGUAUUUGUUUCUUUCCUUGUAUGUUAACUUGUCAUGACGUGCUUGCUAUUGCGUUAUACAUGUAGUUACGUAUUACAUAGUAGUUAUUCGCCUCAUUUAAGCGCUGGAAGUAUAGAGCAGACUGAUUGUUCGAAAAGACUUAUCAUUUAUUUAUGAAUCUGUUGCAUUGGAGACGGCAAUCAAAGCUAGUACAAAUUUAUUUAGAAAUGAAAAAAAAAAGGAGUUGUGCGUUUUUCUUUAUGGAAGGCAAGAUAGUUGAUAUUGUGCGGUUGUUUUCCUCUUGAGCAAUAUAAUUUUCCGAAGUAUCUUGAACUUGAAGAUUUGGUAAAUACCGAAACAUCAUAAAUCAUUUUCAUUUAAGAAUGUAAAUUUUGAGGUAGCGCCAUAAAAAUGAAUACAAUAGAUGAAAACCGAAAGAAAAUAAUUACGGUUCAUAUAACUUUUACAUGGCUUUUGGCACGUAUAAUCGUUGAAAAGAUUAGUAUAUUUAUAAUCUUUAGCUUUUGGUGGUGAGUGUGUGGGAAAUGAUUGAUGCGGAAUUACGUGUUUGCGAUGCAAAUCUGUCCACAGAAGUUUGACCAGACCAUUAAAGUUUAAAAAUUUCAUUGAAAAUAAUGGUUCUAUAGAAAAUAAUUUGAAAAGUUAACAUGCCGUGGGGUAAAUUAAGGUAAAAUGUUAAGCAAAUUUCAGUGAGAAGUUGGACAUAUUUUAUAUAACAGGCUUAUUAAAAAAAUAACCCGUUAUGAUCGGUAUAAGUGUAAGCGUGUCCAACAGCAAUUUAUAACCCAGUAUUUGAGCAAACAGUUGAUUGAAACCAUCGUUAACAAGAACGAACGGCAAUGCAUGUUGCAGUCUUUAAAUCCUCAAAAGCUGUCUCAUUAUCUUACAGCUGCUAAGACAUACUUGUUCAAUAGCGACAGGCCUAAGAGGUUUUGGUUUACUUUGUCAAAAGAAGAUCAAAGCUAAUUUUUCUUUUUUUCCUACGCAUUUAUUUUAAUUUUUUUUCCUCUGUUCAUUAUCUAGGCAGCGCUGUUUCAUUUUAAUCGUAUCAAGUUAAAACGCGUUUAUUUCUAUAUUAGAGCCCAAUUUUGCGGCUGAAACAUGGUUUUACUGGUAUGAAUCACCACUGGAAUACAGUCAUCAAUACUACCGUGUGAGGAGAGAUCGGGACCAUAUUUCCCUGUCGAUUCGGUUUUCUUAGUUAAGUCAGGAUAUUAGAUAAAGCCAGCUUAUCUAGGAAAUCCUGGGAAGGUAUAUGACUUAUAAUUGGUCAUCGAACGGGCACAGAAACUUGAUAACAUGGCGGACUCUAACUAACUACCUACAUUUGGCCGUAGGCAGAAAACGAGCGGUACGAAAGAGCGAAUUGAAUUUUCAUAGUCCAGAAAACAAAAGAAAAGGAAAAAGAAAAAGAAAGAAAGAAAGAGGAAAGUGGGAAGUUUUCACUUUCUGGAUCUUUACUAUCAAAUAGAAGAAGAAGUAUUUGAGGGUGGCAGUCGCCUUCUGUUUUCAUAAAUAAUAUUUUAGAUUGGUUUUUGACAUUGCUAUUAUUGCCUCGUUCCCGCUGGGGUAAUAUCAGUGGGUACGGUGAACCCGCUUAUUUCCAUACCAUUUAUUCUACAGUUACGGCAUGGAAAACAGGUUGCCCUCAUUAAGAAAUUUUUUUUCAACAUUUCCUUUUCUUUUCGCUCUUUUUAAUCCUCCAAAUCUAAUUAUUUCUGCUUUUAAACGCGUUCCGAGUUUGAUUUUCUCCUUCAAAAUCAGCGUCUUGCUAGCUUGAAGAAUCAUGGGAAAAUUAAGUUCUACCUGUCUCGUUUUCUACCGUUUCCAACCUAUGCCUUCACUCGCGUCUUUUAUUUGGAUUUUCCAUUAGGCUCUCUCGAUGAGUUUUAAUGCCCUUAAAGCAAUUAUUGCAUUACACUAACAGCAAGGUCAUAUUGAUUUGCGAAGAGUCUUCGCCAAUGAAUAUGAUUUAAAAUCAACAGAGCGUGCGUAUUUUUAUGCUGAAACCCAUCUGCUUUAUAAUUACGCACAGCGAACCCUUACGACGGGAAGCUUAUCUAUUAUUUUGCGCCCCAUACUGCGGACUUUUUAAAAGGCAGCUUUUGAGGUGGGUAUAGGGGUGAGGACAUAUUAGGAAGUGAGGGGGAGGGGGGUUAUAGAUCAAGGAAUACGGUAUUUGAAAGUUACAUGAAUGUGCAAGCAAAUGUUAUCAGGAAAAGUCGUUUUUACUAGAUUGGUCUGUGGUUAGCUACAAUUAGCGAGAUUAUCGUCCGGCUUAAAGCUUUAAAGCGAUAAAACUUAAAUCCCAUCAUCUCUGUGAUGGUUUUGAACAUUGUAACAGUAGAUGAGCACUACGUUCUACUUUCAAGACCUUUGACCUCUGAGCAAACACACUGAUUGCUUGCGAAAACUUGUUUCAAUACCCCAUUUCCGUUCAGUACAGCUAAACGUUUCAGUAGAUGGAAAGACGAUUUCAGUUUUUAAAAGGGGUGAGGCAUAAAUACCCAUGGUACUGAAUACUGUUGUGUGUUGUGUUUCAAUGAUGAUAAUGAUAAUCAAACUACCACUACUGCUACUACUACCACUACCAAUACCAUUACUAUUACCACUACCACUACCACUACCACUACCACUUCUACCACCUUCACUACCAUCCGUACAUUUCUCUCAUCUGGAAAUAGGAGACGAUUUGUAAUGUGGAAUUCUUUAAAUUCUCCCUGACCAUCCUAGAUGUAAUACACAUUCUUUUUUUUCAGGAAAUGUCAGAACCAAACCUCGGUGCCUUUAAUUUGAUUCCCAAUUUCAUUUUACUUUCUAAUUUUUCGCGUUCAAUCUUUAUGUUUUUUUUAGAUUUACUUGUUUAUUUAUUUAUUUAUUUAUUUAUUUAUUACUUAUUUCAGGGGUGUAGUGAGUAUAGACGUUGAGCUGAGCAGUAUUGAUAUAAAUCAGUGCGAUGCUCAAGAUUCUAAGGAAGAAAUUGGUGACGGGAAAAAUGGGAAAAGUGACAGAACAGGAAGCACAGAUUCGGUGAAGCUUCUUGAGUUUAUGGGCACUCACAAGUGCAAGAAGUCGACAAAGGUAAUAAAUCCCCUCCAGAAAUGACGAUUGUUUCAUAUUAUCUUGGUUACAUUUUAAGCAAGAUGCAUUGUAAAAUAAAGUCUUCUUCAGGUCUUGUCUAGAUGUGGCAUAGCCUGAGAAAACAGCCGUGGACAUUCCGCGACACCACUACUGCAUGGUUUCCCUGCGAAAUGACGCCUAAGAAACAAGCGCAGAAAUGCCAUACUGAUAACCCGUCACUACCCAGAUCUAGGUAGUAUUUCUGGUUGGUCGCACAGAGUAAGAAAUUUGCUUCAACCAAUCAGAUGCACUAGCCACAUCUGGGCAGUGAUUCGUCAUCUGUAUGGAAUUUCUAAGCUCGUUUCUCAGACGUCGUUUCGCGGGGAAACUAGUGGUGGCGUCAAGAAAUGUCGGCUAUUUUCCCAGGAUAGAUAUGGCAGUACGACAGCAUAUUUCUGUUUUUUGCUUAUUGGUGUCCUUUCUUCGUUUCUCUCUUUUGUUUUCUUUCAACCGCAAAUUCCAAUUACAGUUGACUCCCGAUAACUCGAACCCUCACUAACUCGAACCUCACGCUAACUCGAAACAAAAUCGAUUUCCCCUGGAUUUACGUCAUACAUUUACUGUGAUUUUACCCUCGGUAACUCGAACCCUCGAUAACUCGAAACUCCCGCUAACUAGAAGUAAUUUUUGUUUCCCCUCAGAUCAUUUCUAUAUAAUCUUACCCUCGAUAACUCGAACCAUGUUUUGAGCUCUUAAAAAGUCGAGAAAAAACAGUGUACUGGCGUCCGAAACGUAGAAUUUUGAAUUUCCCACUGACGUGUUGUAGGCAUAUAGUUUACUCGUGGAUCGAUAGUGGAGGCUGAUGUUGUUUGCCACAAAUCUAACGUGAAAUAGCUUUACUUCUCAAAAAGUAAAAUGCAUGCUCUAUUUAGGCAACGUUUUGUUACUUUGCGUUCUGAUUAAUAAUCUAAAAAUAUCUUUCAAUUUUCACUCAACAUUUCUACAAUUAAGUGUGAUUGAAAUGCCCACUGUGCAGUAAAAACUGUUUUUUCCUUACUCCCGGCUAUUUUCUUCGAGCUCCCGAUAACUCGAACUCCCGAUAACUCGAACCUUUUUCGAUUUCCCUUGAAGGUUUGAGUUAUCGGGAGUCGACUGUAGUCAGUUUCGAGUGUCGACGACGUUACCCUUCACUUGCAGCUAGCCGAAGAACAGCCACUUACAAAGUACUUUGAAUUGUUUGAUAAUGCAGGAGGUAGCGUGUCCGAGUGAUAAGAGCUCUGGACCCUCAGAUCCUGAGUUCGAGUCCUAGGCCAAGCUUGUAAAAUACCCAGCUGGUUUGCCUCUUGCCUGUUGUGAUACUUAGACCCUGUUUACAUGGAGUGGAGGACCCCGGUCUAGUGGGGUAAGUUUCUUUUGUUUUGUGUCCUCCAGAGCGUGAAAACAGAAGAAACCAACCCCACUAGACCGGGCUCCCUCACUCCAUGUAAACAGGCCCUUAAUCUUGUUACGUUGCAUUUGAAUUAUUAUUUUAUUGAUUUCCUCGGCCUCAUUACCCUUUGCUGCCUUUGUUUUCGUAUGCUGUUUACAUUUUCAAAUAACGAUAAAAAUAACACAAAAAACGUCUACAAAGCUUUGAUAACAGUGGAAAAAGCUCAAUUUGAAUUUGCCUAGACUGUUCACAGUCCUCUAUUUUUCCGUAAGAUCGUCGAGAUCGAGCGCUUUGCGUUACGGGCUGCCAUCUUAGAUGAGUGUCAAAACUACUUAGGGGGCGGGGGCGGUUUGGGAGGAAGCGAGAAAAAUAGAGGGACUGUAAUAACAUCACUGCAGCUCGCGUUCAGGAGGCGUGACAGGAAUUUCACGCCUUUUACCAUUCAUUAAUUAAGAAACUCCGCCGGUGAUGAAAAACAUGCCAGACACAUUUAGCAUCGAUUACGCGUGUCUACAAAUAUCUCCUAGGGAAACGGUGAUUUUAUAAUGUUUUUAGGCCCAUUCCUCGAAAUAAAAUCGGCAAACACACACAAGAAAACAUUUUUCUAAUCAAAAUACCAAAAUUCCUUCGUGCUUUUGCGCAAGAUGUGCCUUGUGGUAUGAAAGCGUACGUUUUAUGGAAAUAUCGACUUGUCAACGACUUUUCAGUGUCGGCAACUUAAACUAAACCCGUUGUCAACGCAAAUAAACAUCCAUUGUCUAAUGACCAAUCAAAGGCCUGCGUUGCUGGUACAACGCGCUCCGUGAACGCGAGCUGCAGUGUUGUUAUUACAGUCCCUCUAUUUUUCUCGUCCCCCCCCCCCACCAGAGCUAUAAUCCCCGACACCCCCCCCCCUCGGUACAUUUGAAAAUCAAGAUGUAGCCGUGACGGUACGACGCGGUAUAUCUAAACGAUCUCACGAAAAAAUAGGGGACUGUGAACAGUCUAGAAUUUGCCCGGCGCACCGCAUUUAAAUCCCAUAUUGAGCUAGAAGUGGUAUGAUUACCUAUGCAAAAAGGACGCGGUGCAAUUUUCUUUGUUGUGUUUCAGUGCGAACCGAUCCCCAAUAACGGAUUCAAACGAGGUAGUUAUCGUUGCACCUGCAAACCAGGAUUCUAUUUCCCAGACAUCAACGCAAACUUGAAAGCUUUCAACGGCAGCAUUAUCGAAGAAGAGUAUGACAAAAAGAUGAAAGGACUCCAGACAGACUACAAUGACAAGUUUCAUUGCAUUCCAUGCAGCGAGGGUUGUGAGGAAUGUACGGACGGCAGCCCUUGUAUUUACAAGGAACAAAUAAUUCCUCGGAUAGUCCUUAUCACUGUCAAUGGCUUAGCUGCCAUGAUGGCUGUUAUGAUCGGAGUUAUGGUAUUCUACUUCCGGGACAGUAAAGUAAGUAAUAGCUGCUCGGUUCGUUCGUUUUUAAAUUCAGACGGCAGGUCAAGGUAUUUCAGUGAUAUUUCCUAGUUUGGCUAGCUAAUUAUAUCCCAACUAAAAAAGGAUUUUGUUUAUGUUUAGAGAUAGGCUUUGAUAGAUUGUGCUAGCAUAUUUUUUGGCAUAAUUCGGUCAUCACAAGCAUAAUUUUCACCAGUUUCCUGAAAAAAGCACUGCUAACAUAAUUUUCACUUUUGUUUAGUUUUGCAGCACAAAAUUGUCAUUCAUCGAUCAAGCAACCACUUUGUUUGGCCCGAGAUUAAUGUUACAGGCUAAUUUAAGUAACAAAAUCAUUGUUUUGUCUGCUUAUUGUCUGUUUAUUCAUGGGACCUGGAUCCCACAGGAAGUGACCCAGGAUUCUUUCUACGGGACUCGGCGCAUGCACAUAACUAGCUCGGUUACCCAAGAUGGCGCCCGAGUGCUAGUUGUUACCGAUUGUUAAUUGUUUGAGUUUUUACAGCUGUCUGACAAAGAAUUGUGCAUUCUUAAAGUUUCUUGAUAUAAAUAGGGUAAAUGUGUUUGCCAUUUACUUCUUUGCUGCAUAGUUAUUGAGGUGUUUUAACCAAAUUUAAACUAAACAAGGAUAAUGUCAGCAGUUGUCACUAAAAUGAGCAUAAUUUACAAAAACUAGCAUAAUUAUUGGCAUAAAUAUACGAGUAAUUCUAGUAGCAUAUUGUGCUACUUUUGCGAGCACAGUCUAUCAAUUAAGCCUUUUUAGAAAUCACUUCAUAAUAAUGAAUAAUUAUACCAGAGCACCAUGGGUAAUAAAAUUUGUUUACCUAUGCAUGAACGUACGUCCGUCCGUAUGUUAGCGGAAUAUGAUAUGUCACACUUUCGCUUUGGGGUCCAAGGAAUAUCCAAUCUGUUAAUCUUAAUCCUGGGUAUCUAUGUCAAUUGAGAAUGGUCCAAAAAGGGUAUCCGCAAACCAUUGUUACAUAACUGUAUCGCGGGCUUAGGUGUGGACGUGAUUUUUUUUAAGGUUCUCCGUUCACCAGUUAUGUUUUCAAUUAAUCGCAGGCUCAGGUUCAUUUUUUUUUAGGAGGAGUUAAGUUAGCUUCUUGCUUAUGGCAAAAGCUGAAUCACUACAGAAAGAAAUUUCUUAAAAGAUCCCUCAAUAGCUUCGCUUUUGGCCUUGGCUAAAUCUUUACAUUAGUUAUUCUUCUCUCGGUCAGGUAUUUGAUGUGGCAAGUCCUGUUUUUCUGGAAAUUCUUCUUGUCGGUUCUGUUUUCAUGUAUUCAUCGGUAAGUCGUGCGACUUUCACUGUUUUUCUCCUUAUUUCGUUCUGCAUUACUCUCAUAUUAAUUUUUUUUUUCUUUUUUUUAAACCAAUGAUUCAAACUUUCUGCCUUAGUUGGCGGCAGCUUAUGUUGGGCCCUCCUCUUUGACCUGUACGAUAGAAAUUUGGUUGUACCAGUGUGGAUUCUUUGUUGUUUAUGGAACCAUUGUUUUGAAAAUUUGGAGGUAAGGCUCAUGCACUCGACAAUUUCGUUGAUGUUUUUCUGUUACUCCUACAAGGAAAAUCUAUUGUUGUGUUUACACACCCCUUCUUAAAAAAAGAGUAACAAAGGCAGUAAUGAUGAUAACAAUAACACUACCCUGUACAUGACGUUGUCUUCUUUUCGUUCCGAAAAUCGACGAGCACGCUGUUACAAAUUAUGUGUGAUACAGUCAGUUCUCUGUAGCUUUAAUUCUUCACUCCCUUGAAAGUAUAUUUCUUGGCAUGUUCAUAUUUUAGAAUUCUGUACUCUGUUCUACACUUAAGGUGGCUGAACACAGUUUUGCGUGCGGUCAGCGGUAACUCGCAUGACGGAAAGUGUUUUAACGUAGACAAACAAACAUGGCGGCGAAAAAGCAAUGGUAAACAGAAGGCGAUUUCUCAAAAUCUACUCAUUAAAAUUUUGUGAUAUUUGGAGGAAUUUUUACUUUUAUCGUAUCUUAGAUAAUGAGAACUUUAAAAUAAAAGUUGAACAGAAGAUUUUUGUGACACAUUUAAUAAUUACAGUACAAUUAUAUUACUGAUUAUCUAAAAACCCCUAUGUUAAAAUUUGGUCAAAUAAGUUUCAAAUGGUAAUGAUUAAUUAUAGUAAGCUAUGUGCAAGUUUAUACGAAAAUCUUAUGAGUGAAUUUUCUGUAAACUGAGCGAAAGUGAAAUUUUAAGUUAGUAUUCAAUCGUUCAUGUUGCCAUGGAAACUACGAAAAUGUCAAAUUUUACCUGUCAGUGAAAAUCUUUCAUCAGUAUAUUUUUCACUUGCGAAGUUUCAGCUUGUGAGCUGCAACCCUUCUCUUGCCAUGAUUUGGCGAAUGACAUUUACUCACAAACUGCUAAAACUGUGUUCAGCCACCUUAAACGAUUCAUCGACAUCAAUUCGCGUAAAAAUUCGAUGAUCUACACUCAAUCUGCACACUCGAUCAGCUCCACGACUCCGAACGACUACACAGUUCCAAGACUCUUGCACAAAGUUCAGUUCUCAGAUCACGUGACGAGUUUUCCCGCCACAAUGACGCAAUAUUUUUCUAACACACGCGAGCGAAGCGGACGCGCGUGGGCGAGCGCGGAGCGUCCCACCCCCUUUACGCUAGUGGUUAAAAAUCCACCGCGGUUUUUAUUUUCAUACGCUCACUCGACGAUCUCUAUAAGAGAAAAUAUAGGGUCUGUGAACAGGCCAUAAUAAUACUCUCCAUCAAGUAUACUUCUACUUAUUUAUUACCCUAAUCCUUAGGAAUUUGCUCGCUUACUACGUUGUAUUAUAAAAUAAAGUUAAAGGAGAUGAUUUAUAGUAAAGUCGCUCCCUGACGAGGUCGUUGCGAGUUCAACUACAUUCUUUUAAAUUCUUUGCCGGUUUUUCUUCUCCCGGUCGAGAUUUUUAUUCCAUGUUACGACGGCAGCGGAUCGUGUUCGUUUUCAUUUGAUAGAGCAGCUGACUGCAUUUCCACUUUUUGCAUUUUGUUGUUGUGUUGUUGUUUCAUUUUAAAACCUUUUACUUUCUCUCAGAGUAUCAGCUUCUUUCCGUGUCCGUUCUCCAAGGCGAGUUGAGGUGACGGAAGGCAUGAUGGCUGGCCGUUUGGUUAUCUUGUUCUCUUGCCUUGUUAUUUACCUACUCGUGUGGACUUUGCUAAUGCCUCCUCACGUCAUUACCAAUACCAGCGUGCUGAGAUUCAAAAAGUGCUCUCUAGGUGACAUGAAUUACGUUAACUUUUGCGGUGAGUUCAAAAUACAGAUUAGAGACGUAUUGCUGACGACAAAAACGAAUCAGCGACCCUCUCAGAUUAAAAGAUAAAAUAGUUAUUAAAUAACGUUUUUGCCCGGCAAUGCUGAUAAUACGUACCCUGACCUUGAUUGUUUCUGAUAUUACAAAACCCUUAUCUAAUAAUUGUUUUAUUAUACAAUGCAAUUGUUUUAUUAUACAAAAUGAAAUAAUGACAAAAGCACCGUCGCACCGUCGAAAUUGAUCUUGGAGUCAUACAUUGCAAGCAACCUUCUGCUAAGUUAAUUAUCUGGUAGCAGAUAACUGACUAAUGUGUAGGUAAUGUGCUGUUAUUCAAAAUUAACUGUAAGCUCUUAGUCAAUGACGAGACACAUAGACAUACUUGUAUUCGUGAGAGGACAUAGUUUAUCUCGUGCUUUUGCUUUGUUUCUUUUUUUUUAUCUUUUCCCGAAGUUUUAAACAAAUUAUGACCUCCUCUCCAAUGUAGUUAUUUUCCUUUUUGACCUUGCUAUGUUUACUCGUAUUAUUAGUCUACUUUUCUCCAGAGCACUGAGAAAACAGCUGACAUUUAACCACGCCUCCACAGGUUUUCCCGCGGAAUGACGUCUGAGAAACGGGCGCACAAAUUCCAUACUGCUGACGCGGCUGACGUGUCUAUCCAGAUCUGGGUUGUAACGCGUUUAUCAAUAUGGAACUUCUGUGGUCGUUUCUCAGACGUUAUUUCGUGGGGAAAACAGUAAAGGCGUCGCGAAAUGUCGGCUGUUUUCUCAGGCUACAUGGCAACUAUGUUUUACUUCACCAGUGACUGCGCGCUUUUCAUAAAAAACAAAUGAAUACAUAUGGGCUAGACACUUAGUACAUGUACAUUCAUCAAUGUAAUACUUCCCCUAUUUAAUUGUGUUUUUUUAAUCAUUCAUACUAUCCAGGUAAUUUUAUUCUUUUGGCGGUUGCCUUGUUUCUUUGUUUCCGCGUUCGCAAUGCACCAUCGGCCUACAACGAAACAAGAUUUACCACUUGGGCUGUCUAUAACGCCAUGUUCGUCACGUGCUUUGUUGCUGUAUUAAGGUAAGUUAAAAGUGGUUGAAAUUGUUCAGUGCCUCUCCUUAGAAAUGAUAAAAACCUCCAUUUAUGCCUGUCAGACACGUAAUUGAAACACCUUUUGUUUCAGAUUUCUUACUGCGAACAACACCAAUUCCGACAUUCUGUUCGCCACAAAGUUUAUACUGAUUCAGAUGACAGCUACAGUCACGUUGCUGUUAUUGUUUUUACCGAAGGUAACUGAUUUUAAAGUGUGUUUGUUUGCUUGUUUUUAUCCUGAUUUUUGAAUAAGGCCUCCUUCGUUUUUGUCUCCGGUUAAGCCUUCCAUCAACACGAAACAAAUCAAACCUAGUACUUGGGCGUCGGCAACGUGCCCGAAUUCUAGCGUGGUUGCUUGAAAAAGGGGAGUGUUCACAGUAGUGUCCAGCGAUUACUGUACUUGUGCACCGUGCCCGGACACCUAGUGUGAAUGCUGUCCAAUAUUCCCGUUGUAACCCCCUUCGGCUGCUGAGGCAACUGGUAUGCAACAAGGAUAAAAACUGAGGUUUUUAACCUACACCAGCGUAGAUGAGUUGGUCACGAAUGUUGACUGUGGUUCUGGAGUAUCCGUAAUGAAAUUGUCCACGUGUCAGAUCUGGCGAUCAUAUUUGUACUCGAGUAGAGUAGAACAAUUUGAAAACGCUCCUGAAAUUAAAUAAAAAAGACAACGCAUAGUUACAUAUCGUACUGGCCCGGGUUUUUUAAAAAUUUGGAUAGCGCUAUCCACCGGAUAAAUUACUAUCCAGCGGAUAACUAUUAGCGAAACCAGUUGCGCUAUUCAGUGGAUAGAGAUUUAUCUAGUGGAUAAUGUUAGUGUGGAGAGGUCCUAAGGCACUCAAAUAAACAAGUAUGAAAAAUAAAAAAUUGUUAAGGUUUUGCUAAGUGGCAGUUUUUUUUAUUAAUUCGUUAAUAGCUUGUCUUACUACGUAAAAUGCGAGGGAAGGAGUUCAGCCGUCGUUUAACUGAAAUCAGUCAUGAACCAAGAAGCUCAAUCCAGACCUCCAACGGAAGUUAUUUAUAUGAUGCAUCAUCACUGGAAAGAGAAAACGAGGAUUUAAAGGUAGUUUUUGUUUAGAACGUUUUCUCUUUUAUCCAGAAUUGCCCCACCCUGCAAACAAUGCCUUUCUUUUACUCGUUCGAUUUGGUGUAUUCUGCGUGAAUCGGGUAAAAUCUUUGUUGAGCAUGCGCGACAUGUUGCUAGGAUAUAGUUUCAAACCCAGGCCUAGUAGCCGUUUGCUUGAUAUAUCGGGCUCAGUCAUGGCCAUCGGUUUAUCAAUAAAUGGAUGCUCAUACUCGGAAAACCAUUAUGGCGAGAGAGAAGAAGGUCAACUAGUCCUGAAAUUCGAGCUGCGGUGACUAAUAGCCUUGACGCGAUUCUGAAAGAUCCUCCUUUUCUUCUUCUCAUUUGUAAGGCUACGAUUCUUUAGAAUAUCCCAAAAUACCAUUCACAUUAUAGUCAAUAGGAUUAUAGACAAUUACCCAUUGAUAGCUUUGCUUCACGUUGACAAUCAUUAUUCCUCACGCAAUCCAGUCUUAGUAAUCCAUCACGCAAUUAUCUAGUUUGUAAUGAAAAUGUAAUUUAUGUCUUUUUUUGUUUGUUUGUUUGUUUGUUUUUUUACAGGAGGAAGUUAAGAGACUAGCCAACAAAGUUGCCAAUCUGCAGUCUCGUCUUAUGAAGGACAAAAAUAAGCACAUAAAGAGCGCUAGCAAUAGUCUUUCUCGAAUUCGUUCCUCGACGAACGAUGAACAUUGUGACGAUCACACACAGAAAAAAAUGUCUUCGUCACCAUUUUCUAGUUUCCUGAACUCGCGAGUAUGAAUGUUUCUCUUAUGUUGUGUUCACACAAUGGCUUAACAUGUAUUGCCUUAAUAUCAAACACUUUUCACUCUGAAAUGGGUUCAUACGAGAGAUCGCUCGUUCCCAGACUCCACUUUCCCCUUGUUAAGUGAAGAGAGCCCCUGAGGUUUUCUCCUCAACAGGGGCUCCUUUGUGCCAGUAGGAGAAUGGGGAAAGGAAUGAGGAGAGGGUAAAAAUAGGUUCCGCAUGCAACACUCAGAUGUAUAUUCUGUUUUUCAUGGGCUGUUGAAUAACUAGCUUUUAUUUGAGUUUCUGCCUGUUUCUUGCCUUUUGUUUUUUGUCCUUGUUUUGUUUUGUUUUAAUUUUGCAAACCUGUUUUGUGUCUGAUGUGAGCACAACAUGAAUAUUCCAUUAAACUGCAGUCUUAAUAUGAAUUAAAAAGUGUAAAAUAAUGUUAAGUAAACUCGAAAAAUCGGUGGUUUUGUAAUUAUUUGAAGACCUACUAAUUACAUGCUUUUAAAAUCAUUUUCCCCAUGCAACCUCUCAAAAAAAAUUCGCCACGCCUACGUUAUUGAAAUUCUAGGGACAACAAAUGAGCUUUAAUAAUCGCGUCCUCGUAUUAUUUUAAUCUGUUUCAGCUAUAUGUUCCUAGUUCGACCCUUGAGGACUGAAUGAUUUAUUUUGAAUAUUUAAAUGUUCUUAUUCAAGUUACAUAAUGUGAAUACCUUAAAUGCCAUAAAUAUUUCAGAGAAUUCCCGCCCAAACGCAGGCGUUUUUAAAAAGCAAAGUAUCUGC
Molecule: messenger RNA, 13758 nt
Organism: Porites lobata
Lineage: Eukaryota; Metazoa; Cnidaria; Anthozoa; Scleractinia; Poritidae
Source: the annotation of a GenBank genome assembly